This is a messenger RNA of Cryptomeria japonica (Japanese cedar), 2244 nucleotides long. Its product is annotated as F-box/kelch-repeat protein At5g60570. Bases 444 to 1802 code for a protein of 452 amino acids. Gene Ontology annotation, cellular component: nucleus. The record is from RefSeq and is a predicted model, not a curated record. Lineage: Eukaryota; Viridiplantae; Streptophyta; Pinopsida; Cupressales; Cupressaceae. The transcript is spliced from 2 exons. Gene Ontology annotation, molecular function: protein binding.
AAGCGAAGCUUUCGCAUGGUGCAGAGCACCCGAAAGAAAAUAAAUAAAGAAAGAAGGGGAAAAUGUUUAUAACAGAAAUCUUUGAAACCCUGUAAUGGUGGCCAGAGAGUUCGGUUUGAUGUUGUGAAGCGGACUCGCGGCUUCCAGAUCGGCUCAGACGGCCGUUUCCGGAGUGCAAGGGAUAUUUUUUCGGAGCCCGGAAUCGUUAAUUUGGCCUCCAUUUCAGCCUAGGGAAGCUCUGACUGAGUGGUUACAGACUUUUCGGCCGAGAAAUUUGUUGUUUUUGGAUACAAAUUUGGUCAGAAAAUGUAUGUGUAUUGCGACAUCAUUGGAGGCUAUUAUUAGAAGGAUAUACGUGAAUUCUUGGAUAGUAUUUUGUGUUGUAACUGGGAGAUUUUAGGGUGGGGAAGGGAGAAUUAUAUGGUAUAAGCUCCUUGGCAGCCAUGGUGGUGGAGGGCCAGGGCGGCUGUUUUCUUCCACAGAUUUUACCUAAAUCCUGCGAAAAACUAGAUCAGCAGCAGCAUUGGUAUUUCAGCUGCAGCAUUGGUAUGCCAUGUUUGUUUGAGCUGCCAAAGAUCAAGAUUUCGAGUUCCAUGGGUGAAAAGGGAAAAGAAAGAGAAUUUCAACCCCCUCGUAAGGUCAGAAAAUUGGUUGGCAUUCCGGUUCUGUGUGGGUCUAGGCAGUGUAGCUUUUCUGCACAAUCAUCUUCACCUGAGUGCACUGACUGCUCCGGGCAGGGGGGAUCAAAUGAGGGGUCAAAUGAUAAUAUUAUUCCUGGUCUUGAUGAAAAUAAUAUUGCCAUGAAUUGCCUUGCCAGAUUAUCAAGAUCGGACUAUAAUAACCUGGCUCUGGUGAAUCGGAGAUUGAAUUCUUUGGUUCGAAAUGGGGAGCUUUAUGUUCUGAGGAGGCAGCUUGGAAUUGUAGAGCAUUGGAUCUAUUGUCUAUGCAAUUUGGUUGCAUGGGAGGCCUUCGAUCCAAAGAAGCAGCAAUGGAUGCGUUUGCCCCAGAUUCCUUCUGAUGAAUGCUUUACUUUAUCAGAUAAGGAGUCUCUGGCAGUAGGUACUGAAUUGCUUGUGUUCGGGAGAGAAGUUUACGGAUUCGCUAUCUGGAGAUACAGUAUUUUGACGCACAGUUGGUCUAGGGCCCCAUCAAUGAAUCAGCCCAGAUGUUUGUUUGGUUCUGGUAGCUCUAAGGAGAGGGCGAUUGUUGCGGGGGGUUGUGAUACUCUUGGGAAUGUGCUUAAAUCGGCAGAGCUUUAUAAUUCAGAGCUGGGCACUUGGGAAAUGCUGCCUGAUAUGCAUUCCCCCCGAAAACUCUGCUCAGGGUUUUUCAUGGAUGGCAAGUUCUAUGUCAUCGGUGGCAUGAAAAGUAAUACAGAGUCUCUGACUUGUGGCGAAGAAUAUAAUCUUGAAACCAGAACAUGGCGGAGGAUUCCAGAUAUGUAUCCCGGUGGCAACGGAGCUGCGCAUGCACCACCCUUGGUUGCGGUAGUGAACGAUCAGCUUUAUGCUGUAGAAUAUUCACAGAAUGAAAUAAAAAAAUACAAUAAGGAAACCAAUUCGUGGAAUGUGUUGGGAAGUUUGCCUGUGAGAGCAGAUUCAACAAAUGGUUGGGGUCUUGCAUUUAAGGCCUGUGGAAAUGAGCUGAUUAUAAUUGGAGGGCAGAGAGGACCUGAAGGUGAAACCAUUGAGAUUGAUUCAUGGCAUCCGACAGCUGAUGGAGAACCUUUGCAAUGGGAUGUGCUGGGAAAAAAGGAGCAUGCUGGAGUUUUUGUUUAUAAUUGUGCAGUAAUGGGAUGCUAAUUUUUUUCACUCUUGAUCUUGUCAGGUCUGUUCUAUUUAUUCACAGAACUCCUGAACAAGAAUGCACUGAUUUUAUGGUAGCAGGUAUGAUUUUUUAUGUCUUGGCAUCAGCAAAAGUGGAAUAUGUAGUUUAUUGAUGGUAAUGAGAUCAGAUCUCAAGUCAUCAGUGAUAGUUUCAAAUCUCUCAAUCAAGCAGACAAUAUGUUUUUUAGGUAUUCUCAAGUUCAAUGUUCUCCAAUAUGUUUCCAAAAAAAAAUCUAAAAAGCUUACCCUGGUCAGGCUUCAUGAUCCUAGAAGUGAUUGUGCAGAAGAGCAGAGAUGGAUAAAUUAUGGCAAGUCUCAUGUUUCUUCCAUGUAAAGGCUAAUACAGAGCCAUUUAAAUAGCAACUUUUGGAAAGUUUACAUCAAAAAGUAAUGAAAACAUAUUUAUCUUUCAUCAUUA